Messenger RNA from Cricetulus griseus (Chinese hamster), 1053 nucleotides. Lineage: Eukaryota; Metazoa; Chordata; Mammalia; Rodentia; Cricetidae. The record is from RefSeq and is a predicted model, not a curated record.
AUGGAAGCCAACUACUCCAUCCCUUUGAAUGGAACAGAAAUGGUGGUCUAUGAUUCUAUCACCUCCAAAGUUUUGUGGAUCCUCUCAAUGGUGGUCAUCUCCAUCACUUUUUUCAUCGGGGUGCUGGGUAAUGGGCUUGUGAUCUGGGUAGCUGGAUUCCGGAUGACUCACACUGUCACAACGAUCUGUUAUCUGAACCUGGCUUUGGCUGACUUCUCUUUCACGGCUACUCUACCAUUCCUCGUCACCUCGAUGGCCAUGAAAGAAAAAUGGCCUUUUGGCUGGUUCAUGUGUAAAUUAGUUCACAUUGUGGUGGACAUAAACCUAUUUGGAAGUGUCUUCCUGAUCGCGCUCAUUGCCUUGGACCGCUGUAUUUGUGUCCUUCAUCCAGUCUGGGCUCAGAACCACCGCACUGUGAGCCUGGCUAGGAAGGUGGUAAUUGGACCCUGGAUUCUUGCUCUCAUCCUCACAUUGCCCAUUUUCCUCUUCUUGACUACAGUUAGAGUUCCAGGAGGGGAUGUGUACUGCACAUUCAACUUUGCGUCCUGGGGUGACACAGAUAUGGAACGUUUGAACGCAGCUAUCACUAUGCUAACAGCUAGGGGGAUCAUUAGGUUCGUUAUUGGAUUCAGCAUGCCCAUGUCCAUCGUUGCCAUCUGCUAUGGACUCAUUGCUGCCAAGCUCCACAGAAGAGCCCUUGUCAAUUCCAGCCGUCCCUUACGCGUACUUACUGCAGUUGUGGCUUCCUUCUUUAUCUGUUGGUUUCCCUUUCAACUGGUGGCUUUUUUAGGCACAGUCUGGCUCAAAGAGACUCUUAGUGGUGGGUAUAAAAUUCUUGACAUAUUGGUUCACCCAACAAGCUCAUUGGCCUUCUUCAACAGUUGCCUCAACCCAAUGCUUUAUGUUUUUGUGGGACAGGACUUUAGAAAAAGACUGAUUCAUUCCCUGCCUUCCAGUCUGGAGAGAGCCCUGAGUGAGGACACUGCCCAGACCAGUGGUACAGGGACCAAAUCAGCUUCAUCUCUGGCAGACAUUGAGAUAAAGGCAAUCUGA